AAUGAAAGGUUAAAAUAUAUGUUUUGGAUAUAUGUGUGGAUAAAAUUGCAAUCGGCUAACAUUUAAGAAAUCAAUUUACAAACAUGGAGACGUCGUGGAUAAAUACUGCUAGUGCGUUGCAAGAUUUCGCAAAUGUUCUGAUUUGCUGGAAAUGUAGGUCAAAACCAGUUUCUCCUGUAAGGUUCACAAAUUGUGGGCAUUUCUUUUGUAGUAAUUGUAUCAAAUCUGCAACGAAAUGUAUUAGAUGUAAUGUACCAGUGCAAGCAAGUGAAAUAAAACCUGAUCAUUUAGUAUCACGUCUUAUACAACAUUGCGAUGUUAUUGCAGAAAUUAUUCAUAAAAGAGAUAUAUGGGACAUUACUACUGAUGCAUCCAAUAUACCAAUAGACAAUAUAUCCGUAAUACUUUCUACACCAAAGAAACAGGGUUAUACACCUAUGAAAAAUAUAAAUAAACAAAAUCACAUAGGAGAAACACCAUUACAUAGAGCAUGCUUGCAGAAUAAUGCUGAACAAGUUAAACAUCUCUUGUUGCUUGGUGCAAAUCCUAAUACAAAAGAUUAUGCUGGUUGGACACCAUUGCAAGAAACAGUCAAUUUUGGAUAUACUGAAAUAUGUAAGUUGUUACUGAAUUGUGGAGCUUUGCCUAAUAUAACAGGUAUUAAGAACCGAAGUCCACUACACGAAGCUGCUAAGCGUAACAAAAUUGAAGAAGCUAAGUUGUUGUUGCAUUAUAAUGCAGACAGAAAUCAACUUGAUCAGUAUGGCAAAAAACCUAUAGACUACUGUGGUAAAUCAGAAAAGAUGCGACAACUUCUGAUGGAUUUACCUAGAACUCCGUCAGAAAAGGUAUCAGACCUUAAUCAAAGUCUAGAUAAAUCUAUUCGUACAGGAUGUGACAAAUUUGUGGUUCUUGCAUCAAAUUUAAAACUUGAAAAUCAGAAAUUACUUCGUCUCGUGGCCACAAGACAUAGAUUCAAAAUUUUGACAACGUAUAAACCAUCUGUUACACAUGUCAUAGUAGAGACAAAUGAGAAAAAUAUUACAACAUUGACACUUGACGUCUUAUUCUCAAUUGUUUCUGGGAGUUGGCUUCUUAAUAGCGAGUGGAUUCGACUGGUAGAAGAUAUGAAUGAUGAUAUAACUAAUGUGGAUCUCGAAGUGUUUGAAAUUAAUGGCGCGCCCACUCUUGAUAUCCCGAGGAAAGCGAGACUAAACAGUGAAUGUCAAAAUCCACGUCUAUUCAAUAACUGUUUCUUUUAUUUUGCUUUGCAAGCAAAUACAACUUAUCAUAUUGCUGAUGUAAAAUUUACUAAGGACAUUCUGAUAAAACUUGUAAAGGAAGGAGAAGGAACAGUACUCACUAGAGAACCAGAUCCAGAAGAUCUAAAAGAUAUAUCACAAGUGAUACCUUUCCAUACCGCGAAUAAUUCAUCUCAUCCUUUACACAAAUGUACACAUUAUAUUAUAUAUGUGCCAGGUAGAAAAACAGGCGAUCCGCUUAUUAAAUAUAAUAUGCCACAUAUCAAAAGUCUGCCAUUAGUAUGGCUUAUUGAGUGCAUCGAAAAAUUUACUCUUGUCGAUCCAACUUACCUGGGAUUGUGCUAAGUGCUUAAAUUAUCUUAUACGAGGAUUAAUUCAAAAAUAAGUUUAAAUUUUUUUUACUUAC
Messenger RNA from Trachymyrmex cornetzi, 1668 nucleotides. RefSeq names its product BRCA1-associated RING domain protein 1. The transcript has 8 exons. Gene Ontology annotation, cellular component: BRCA1-A complex; BRCA1-BARD1 complex. The record is from RefSeq and is a predicted model, not a curated record. Bases 84 to 1607 code for a protein of 507 amino acids. Lineage: Eukaryota; Metazoa; Arthropoda; Insecta; Hymenoptera; Formicidae. Gene Ontology annotation, molecular function: metal ion binding; protein binding; ubiquitin-protein transferase activity. Gene Ontology annotation, biological process: protein K6-linked ubiquitination.